UUAUUUGAUUAAAUUAAAAUAUCAGAAGCCUAUAAUGUCUGAAUACUAUUAUGACCAAGAAAUAAGGCCCUCGAUAAUGAGCAGAAUCUCUGAAGUACAGGUUGAAGAGACUGUUGAGGAAAUCCCGAGCUCAAGAGACACCUGUGACUACAUUCAAAGCUCUAUCAACGAAGAUGUGGUUGUUCAAGGAGCUAAUAUUUAUGACCGAUACUUUCGAAUAGGUGGUAAUAGAGAAAGUUUUAGCAGAAUUCAACAAAAAUCAAGAGGAAGUACUCCAGAAGAAGAGCUUUCUGAAGAUCUGUGAUUUUCACCUAAGAAGCAAGUAGAAGAUGCACUUGAUACCCCAAAAUCAGCCCUUUCAUCAAAUCAUGACCUAAGCUUUGACCAAAACUAUGAAUACGAUGAAACUCCCCAGAUUAUUAGGAAGAACGUCUCUCCAUCUUGUGAGGAGAAAAUAGAGUUUGAAGCUAGAUCUCCCGAAGAGAAACUACAUCAUCCAAAGCCUGAUUUUAUUAAUAGCAGCCUAACCAAAGAUCAGAAGACUUCAGCACGGGAGUCUCCCCAGAGCUUGAAGAAGAAGAUAACUAAACCUAAAAAGAAGAGGAAGAAGACUAAGAAGACCAAAUCUCUAGUAAAAACCAGCACUUCAGGGUUCAGAAAUGCUAAAAUCCUAGAUUCCCUGAGACCACAGAGCCCAGACACAAACCUAAGUAAAUUUAGUAAACACAUUUAUUCAGCUGAGAAGAAGUUCCUUUCAGAUGGGAUCCUGAAGCAAGCUAAGAAAUUGAAAGCGAUGAAGACUCAACCAGCAAGCGCUAAUAAGGCCACAAAGACGAAAAAUAGCAAGAAGAUAGACAGAAGUAGGCCAAAAGAGAGUACUGGGGUUUCUACCCUCAAGUUUACAACCCAAGAUGGUCGCACAAGUAUGAGAUCCACAUUUGACGCUGCCAGAGCAAGCAUUACUGAAGGAAAUGAAGACAUGGGCAUGUCUAGAAGCUCCUUCACAGGAGCUUCUAAGGGAAAAAUGUCUAUCCAACCUGAUAAUAUUCAUGCUAUUCCUGAGAAAAUGAUCAAAAAGAGGAAGAAAAAGGGUAAAAAGAAGCGGAAACUUAGGCUUAAAAGACCUGGCACAUCUACAGGUAGAGUCGGUAGGGACAUGGCUGUGACUCCGAGCAGAUCUACUAUAAUAUACGACUUUAAUGAUUACGGGGAUGAGAUCAUCAAGAAGGAGACUAUCCAUGAGUACCAAGAGAGGCCUUAUUCCUCAAAUAAAAUUAAGAAGCACAGAAGAAAUGCAACGAAGGUAUUCAAAGACUGGGAUACUCCAAAGUGAAGGAGGAACAGAGAGUUUAAUAAAGUAAUGAGAGAUGCCUGGGAUAAUAUCAACAAUAAGGGGUACUUGAAGACCAUUGAUAAUAGCCAUACUACUCCAGAGCUAUAG
Messenger RNA from Moneuplotes crassus, 1441 nucleotides. NCBI's taxonomy places the organism in Eukaryota, Ciliophora, Spirotrichea, Euplotida, Euplotidae. The record is from the annotation of a GenBank genome assembly.